Molecule: messenger RNA, 1497 nt
Organism: Cinclus cinclus
Lineage: Eukaryota; Metazoa; Chordata; Aves; Passeriformes; Cinclidae
Gene: NARS2
Product: asparaginyl-tRNA synthetase 2, mitochondrial
Exons: 14
Coding region: 1-1497 (498 amino acids)
Biological process (GO): asparaginyl-tRNA aminoacylation
Cellular component (GO): mitochondrion
Molecular function (GO): ATP binding; asparagine-tRNA ligase activity; nucleic acid binding
Source: RefSeq, a predicted model, not a curated record
AUGCUGGGCGCCCGGGGCGGGUGGCGAGCCCUCCGCCGCUGCGCCUCCCUGCCGCGGGCCGUGCGGCUGCGGGUGCGCGAGGCGCUGCGGGCGCGGGAGCCGGCGGACGCGGUCAUGGUGCAGGGCUGGGUCCGCUCUGUCCGAUCCCAGAAGGAAGUUUUGUUCCUGCACAUAAAUGAUGGGAGUUCUCUGGAAAGCCUCCAGGUGGUUGCUGAUCCCAGCCUGGAAAAGAGAGACCUGACUUUUGGAAGCGCAGUGGAAGUGCAAGGGAAGCUGGUCAAAAGUCCUCAUAGGAUGCAAAACAUGGAGCUGCAAGCUGAAACCAUUCGUGUGGUGGGACCUUGUGAUAUUUGGUCAUUUCCCCUGAAAAUGAAGGAGAGGCACCCACUGGAAUAUGUCCGACAGUUCCCUCACCUGCGAUGCAGGAACAACACACUGGGCGCCCUCCUGCGAAUCCGCAGUGAAGCCACUGCAGGCAUCCACUCCUUCUUCCAGGAUAAUGGAUAUGUACAUAUUCAUACCCCCAUAAUUACAUCCAAUGACUGUGAAGGUGCUGGGGAACUCUUUCAAAUUGAGGCAUCAAGAGAGGCAAAGGACUCUGCAGAAAAGACCCAUUUCUUCAAUGUGCCUGCCUUCCUGACAGUUUCUGGCCAGCUCCAUUUGGAAGUAAUGGCAGGGGCUUUUACUCACGUGUUCACCUUUGGCCCGACAUUCCGAGCGGAAAACUCGCAGAGUCGCCGGCACCUGGCAGAGUUCUACAUGGUGGAGGCUGAGCUGUCCUUCACUGAAAGCCUUCAGGACAUCAUGCAGGUUAUGGAAGAUCUUGUCAAGACAGUGACAAGCACUGUGCUCUCCAAAUGUCCUCGUGAUGUUGAGCUUUUUCAUAAAUACAUAGCUCCUGCACAGAAGGGCAGGUUGGAACAAAUACUGAAGCACAAAUUCAUGAUCAUUUCCUACAGUGAAGCAGUGGAAAUUUUGAAGCAAGCUCCUCAAACUUUCACUUUCAAGCCAGAGGGAUUUUGCUGGGUCUCUUGCCAUGGGCAAGAGGCACCAAAGCAGAUACCCAGGCCCCUUUUCCUGUCCUUACAGUGGGGAUGUGACCUCCAAACAGAACAUGAGAAGUACCUGGUGAAGCACUGUGGGGAGGUUCCUGUGUUUGUCAUUAACUACCCAUACAACCUCAAACCUUUCUACAUGCGGGACAAUGAAGAUGGACCUCAACACACAGUUGCAGCUGUUGAUCUCCUUGUACCAGGAGUAGGGGAGUUGUGUGGAGGCAGUUUGAGAGAGGAGCGACUGCCCUUCCUUGAAUCACGCUUACAGAGGUUAGGACUCACAAAUACCUAUCAAUGGUAUCUAGACCUCCGAAAAUUUGGAUCAGUUCCUCAUGGAGGCUUCGGAAUGGGGUUUGAACGCUACCUGCAGUACGUCUUGGGAGUUGACAAUAUCAAAGAUGUUAUACCUUUCCCCAGGUUUUCUCACUCCUGUCUCCUGUAG